Molecule: messenger RNA, 1687 nt
Organism: Rhododendron vialii
Lineage: Eukaryota; Viridiplantae; Streptophyta; Magnoliopsida; Ericales; Ericaceae
Product: two-pore potassium channel 3-like
Exons: 2
Coding region: 122-1330 (402 amino acids)
Biological process (GO): stabilization of membrane potential; potassium ion transmembrane transport
Cellular component (GO): plant-type vacuole membrane
Molecular function (GO): potassium ion leak channel activity
Source: RefSeq, a predicted model, not a curated record
UUAGAUAAACAAAAACCAUCUUCACCAAAACUACCAUUCUUUCAAAAUUGCAUUUGACUUCUUGUUGCGGUACCACAAUAGUAUUUCUUUAAAAUCUCCUUCAAAAUGAAAAAUUCACAACAUGGAUGAAGAUCCCCUUCUUCCCAGAAAAACUGGAGAAGCAGCAACAUCAUCAAACAAAUCACCUCUAAAAAAACUAGCUUCUGCAAUCACCCUCGACAUCAUCCCGGCUUGGCAGCCGCAGCAGCAGCAACAAUCGAAUAACUACACAAUCAACAACGACGCAGUAAUUCGCACCCCCACAACAUCAUCAAAUUCAGUUUCUUUUAUAAACCUUCUAGCCAACUUGAACAGAAAGAGAAGAAGACUCACCCGGCGGUCGAAUUCCGCUCCGUGCGUCAUUACCGAUGCCAAAGAAGAUUUCCACGACGACUUGGACCCAAGCCCUGUGAGAAAAACACCUUUAAUUGUAAGGCAAGCAUUCAUUGGAGUGGUUAUAUACUCGAUAAUCGGCAUCUCGGUAUACCUAUUGAAGAGCGAAAGUUUUAAGGGGAAUGCCACGGUUAAGCCGGUGGAUGCCUUGUACUUCACCGUUGUCACUCUCUGCACCAUUGGGUACGGUGAUAUCGUACCCGACACGACGUUCACUAAGCUAUUUACUUGUGCUUUCAUCCUAGUCGGUUUCGGGUUUAUCGAUAUAUUGCUCAGUGGUUUGGUUACGUAUGUUCUUGAUAGGCAAGAGGCGGUUUUGCUGAGCACAAUGGACGCAAAUCGACUCAACUCGAUGGUUAGGACAUACAUGAUUGACACUGCAAAGGGGAGAAUGAGGAUACGAAUAAAAGUGGGUUUGGCUUUGGCAGUAGUUGUAGGUUGUAUUGCUAUAGGGACGGUUACGGCACGUUAUUUGGAAGGAAUGACUUGGGUUGAUAGCUUUUAUCUAUCGGUAACGUCUGUAACGACUGUGGGUUACGGGGAUUAUGCGUUCACCACGGCUACAGGGAGGGGUUUUGCUAUAAUUUGGCUAUUAGUGAGUACAUUGGCUGUUGCCAGGGCAUUUUUGUAUCUGACCGAGCUCAGGAUUGACAAGAGGAAUCGGAAAAUUGCGAAGUGGGUUCUUCAAAAGAAGAUGACUCUUGGGGAUUUAGUGGCUGCAGAUCUCGACCAUGAUGGAUCCAUCAGCAAGUCUGAGUAUAUAAUCUACAAGCUCAAGGAAAUGGGGAAAAUAGCAGAGAAAGACCUCAUGCAAAUAUCCAACCAGUUUGACAUGUUAGACAACACUAACUGCGGCAGACUUACCAUUGCUGAUCUCAUGGAAAGUGACACUGAUUGAUCUGAAGGUAGUCUUCUUCCAAGGGAAAACCACAACGUCAUGCAGACGUUUUUGGUUGGAGCUAAUUUUCCUGGAGCCUCCACAUUUGAGCACACCAGAAGAAAAACAGCAUGAGAAGACCUAGCAUUCAUUAAAUGUACAUUAACGAAAUGGUGAUGUUAGGACUGUACCUUUUAUAACUUCUUUACUGAUUAGCAGAAGACCGAUCAAGAAAGGAUUCCCAGUAAUCUUGUUUCAGUCUACUACUUGCCUCCAUCCAUCUGGUAAUGGAGAAUGUACAUCAGAUGUUCAUUAUUACAUUUUAUUUAACUUCUUUACAGAUUAGCAGAAGACCGAUCAAGAAAGGAUUUCCAGUAA